AUGAGCAAAUCACUGUCUCCCUACGACUCGCUGCGGUACAUUCCGCUCUGCUACGACUAUGCCGACUCGCACAAGACGGCCCUCGCCCUCAUACUCGCCCUGCGCCCGGAAUGGCAAGACUCCAAGGACACAAUUGAAUUCGUGCGCUUCACCGACGGUAUCACAAACACGCUUCUCAAGGCGGUGAACAAGCUGCCGGGCCUGUCCAAGACGGAGGUUGAAGACGAUGCCAUCCUGCUGCGCGCAUACGGCAAAGGCACAGACGUCCUCAUCGACCGCGAGAAGGAAACGCGCUCCCACUCGCUGCUCGCCCGCCACAACCUCGCCCCGUCGCUCUACGCCCGGUUUGAAAAUGGUCUCCUAUACAAGUUCAUUCAAGGCAGCGUGUGUAGCCCUGCCGACCUGCGUCGGCCAGAAGUAUGGCGAGGAGUAGCUCAGAGGCUGGGAGAAUGGCAUGCCACAUUACCUAUUUCGAGUAUUAGCAGCACUUGUCCUGCGCCUGCCCAACUCACUUCCCAAAACAACAAGCGUGAGUCUCUGGCUGCCAUGGCUGCCCUCACGCCAGGCAAACCCAUUCCGAAUCUGUGGACUACUAUGCAGAAGUGGAUCCUUGCCCUGCCGACGACCACGACGGCCCAGUCGGAAAGGAGAGACCAGCUGAUGCAAGAACUGUCGAGUCUGACUGAGAUACUUGGUGACACGCCUGGCAUUGGUGGCUCCAACCCUUUUGUCUUCGCCCAUUGCGACCUUCUCUCAGGCAACGUGAUCAUCGAGCCCUCGCCCUCGUCCGCCUCAGCGUCUCGUCGCUCGAGCGUCUCGAGCGGCUCCGACGAGCCUGAGCCCGUCGCCUGUGUGUCGUUUAUCGACUACGAGUAUGCCACGCCUGCCCCUGCUUCGUUUGACAUUGCCAACCACUUUGCCGAGUGGGGCGGCUUUGACUGCGACUACUCGGCCAUGCCCACACGCACCAUCCGCCGCGCCUUUUUGCGCGAGUACCUGCGCAGCUUCAGCGCCCACCACAACAAGUCAUACAACAACGCCGACCUCGACGUCCUCUUUGACCAGGUCGACAGGUUCCGCGGCGUCCCCGGCUUCUACUGGGGCAUCUGGGCCUUGAUCCAAGCUCAGAUCUCCCUCAUUGACUUUGACUACGCCUCGUAUGCCGAGAUUCGCCUCGGCGAGUACUUUGCGUGGAAGAAGGCGUUUGACGGCGGCAAGGAAGAGGAUAACGAGCGCAUGAUGCUGAGGGAGAAGAUUUGGGCUAGCGACGAGUAG
Molecule: messenger RNA, 1275 nt
Organism: Exserohilum turcica Et28A
Lineage: Eukaryota; Fungi; Ascomycota; Dothideomycetes; Pleosporales; Pleosporaceae
Exons: 3
Coding region: 1-1275 (424 amino acids)
Biological process (GO): phosphatidylethanolamine biosynthetic process; phosphatidylcholine biosynthetic process
Cellular component (GO): cytoplasm
Molecular function (GO): ethanolamine kinase activity; choline kinase activity
Source: RefSeq, a predicted model, not a curated record